Strongylocentrotus purpuratus (purple sea urchin) is the source of this 1102-nucleotide messenger RNA. It is a transcript of the gene hint3, whose product is annotated as histidine triad nucleotide-binding protein 3. The coding region runs from base 368 to 910 and encodes 180 amino acids. The transcript is spliced from 5 exons. Gene Ontology annotation, molecular function: catalytic activity. Lineage: Eukaryota; Metazoa; Echinodermata; Echinoidea; Camarodonta; Strongylocentrotidae. The record is from RefSeq and is a predicted model, not a curated record.
AUCCCGGAGUUUUCAGUCUGAAUUUCCCAAUUUCCUUCUUUGAAUCAUUAAUAUACAGUCUACGAUAACAGUCCUGAGGUUAUAACAGGGUGGAGAGAGGAGGGUCAAGUUCAAAUUGAGAGAUAGACUCGGUUGAGACCGUGAGACGCAGUUGUGGCCGGGUCGAAACUUUCCACGUGGCAGUGACAGUUAAAAAAAAAAGUGUCUGUGCAGUGUUCUGACGAUUCAUCCCCCAGAAAUUCCGGCGGAUUCAACAACUGGCUGAGCUGUGUGAGCUGCGAAACAGCACCACCGGCCACUGCACCGGGCGUGAUCGUGUUCGUGACUUUAUUGCAUUUUGAUAUAGCUGAGGAAACAUUUGUAUACCAUGGAUGAGGGUGAGGUGCACAGCAGAUUGAGAAAUGACUUCUUAUCAAGCAUUGGAGAUCCUCAUUUUAAAGAUGGGUGUAUUUUCUGCAAGAUAGCUCAGGGGAAGGAGCCGAAAGCGAAAAUUCUUUUUCAGAAUGAAGCUGCUUGUGUGUUUCAUGACAUCAGACCAUCUACCAAAGAGCAUCUUCUCAUCAUCCCAAAGUCGCAUCACGGCAAUGUCAAAUCUCUUGAUAAAUGCCAAAUUCCUCUUGUGCAAUACUUAUAUCAAGUUGGAGAGGCAGUCCUGGAGGCACGAGGGGGAAACAUAGCAGAUGCAAGGGUGGGAUUCCAUUGGCCACCAUUCAAUACAAUAGAUCAUCUGCAUCUUCAUGUGGUCUACCCAACAAGUGAAAUGAACCUGCUUGGAAAAAUCAUGAAUAGGCCAAACUCCUUCUGGUUUGUAACGUAUGAAUGGGCACUCAACUGGUUACAGAAGAAGAAAGAGACUCCUCAAGAGACUCCACAAGAGAGCCAAACAGAAAUAUCUGAGUUACAAGAAUAGGAGAGCAGACGCCCUUAACCCAAAGAUGAACGGUACUGCCAAAGGUCUGAAUGAAUCACUAUUGGUUCAAGUUGGCAUCAAUUAUAUUGUUGUGUGCAUGAAGGAAAUCAUGAACACAAGAGUACUCCAGAAUUCUUUGGUUCUAAACUGUUCUAUUUUAGAUUGCUUGAGAAAUAAUUGUACAAUUCGUCC